Messenger RNA from Seminavis robusta, 1821 nucleotides. Lineage: Eukaryota; Bacillariophyta; Bacillariophyceae; Naviculales; Naviculaceae. The record is from the annotation of a GenBank genome assembly.
AUGGAUACCCUCAACUCGGAUUUGGUACUGCACAUUGCGCAGUAUUUGUCCGUCUUGGACGCUGCUUCUUGGAUGCAGACGUCCAAGCGAUACUACUAUUUGAUCCAUCAUCUCCGUCGUGUCUUAGGUCCUGAAAUGGUUGCUGGAGCUUCGGCUACCCCCGUCUUGACGGCACUCUACGGUCUACGACAAUCUCCCACGCUGGCUCUGUGCUACAACACGGAACGAAGCACGAUCGGCGAAGAAGUGGCGCCUCAGCUUCCUUCCUCCACCGUCAUCUUGGGAGCUGUCAGUCAGUCCAUUCAAACCUGUCUCGAUGGAAAGGUCGAAUCUACGUCACGUGCGAAUGUAUUGCUGGGAAAUUUGGGCACGGAUGCCACCAUUCAGCCAUUUGUCUGGCAAGCACAAGGUCGUCAUGGCAUCGAAUGGGAAGGUGCCGUGGAGAAUCAAGUACGAGAAGCUUUCGAUGCGUCCACCAACAGCUACCAAGUCUUUAUGGUUUAUGGCUGCGGCGAUGGAUGUGGUAUUUUGGAAGAAUUUGUGCAGUGCGUCCAGGCACUCCAUCCACAAGCUGCCAUUGUGGGAGGAAUUUGCGCCUCGGGAUACGUCUCCAAGGCGGUGAAUUUGCAAGAAAUGGAUCGUGGCAUGUUGAGCUCCAAACGAGUGGCCGUACUCAAGCAAAUGUACGUCAAUCUUGGAGGGAACAAAUCGGUUUUGACGACUGUGACCGAAAAACAAACUCUGGUCGAUUAUGUCUAUGAACUGCUACAAUCCAGACCAUACGUACUCGAGCCACAUUUGGAAGAUGCCGUGUUCGGUGUGGCUCUGGGAGGAAAUGUACCCAUUCAAAGUGUGGUUUCCAGAGGUGUUCGACGUUUGACACCACCGGAUACUGUUUUGCAAAUCCAAGAGUCCCGCUUGUUGGGGCCGGCUGUGACUCACAACUGGGAACAUCGACAGAUGCGUACGGUUGCACCGGGUUUUCACGUCGUUGAUACUGUCGUUGACAAGCAAGACGACAAGAAACCAUGGGAUGUCAUGAGCUUCCUUGCGGCGGCCCAGCAACGGGGCGAUUCACCCGAUUUUUGUGGUGUCCGUCGACGCAAAUUGGUAUCCCAAGAAGGAUCAACACAGGCAUAUGUAUAUGAGGAUGUCUACGAGCUGUACGCCUUGGAUUUGCACGGGGACAAACUGAAGAUCCCAGUCAACAAUUCCGACAUGUUCACGCAACGAACGGGUUUGUCAAUGUCUCAUGGCAUGGCGCAGGUUUUGACGACGGCAACAGCGGAUCCACAGCCACACAACAACGGCGACGAUUUGAAUCAAGCACAGGUCGAUUUCUUUGCUCUUGAUGGGGACGCUUGUGCAGAACACGUCGAGACCACAAUGCGACAAUUGCAAGCCCAAGUUGUGCAAAACGAUAAGGAGAAUGUCCUCGCCGCAAUUAUGGUGUCGUGCGCCGGACGUGGGCCAGACGCUGGAUGGUUGUUGCGCCGUGAAAUGGCGGAUGCCAACGCUUUCAGUUCAGCUUUUGGUGCCAAGGUGCCAUGUGUUGGAUUCUAUGCUGGGGGUGAAAUUGGUCCAUUGGCAACUGCGCCAGCCCCCGAUGCUGAUCCAUCUCGCAAUCUGUUUCAACGAGGCAAAGCUGCGCUUCAGGGAUUCACAGCUGUCUUUGCCCUCUUUAUAGCACCCAAAGUGGAUCUGCGGCAUGUCGAUAUUGAUGAUAGCCCCGAGCAUGUUUCUGAGUUUUUUAACAAAAUGAUGGGGCGACAAACGUCCGGUGCGUGGUCAGCUUUAGGAGAUGCCCCUUGCUUGAACUGA